UUUUGUUUUUGUAGAGUAGCACGUGUUUUGUAACAUAACCUCAAAGUAUGUAAACGUCAAACUUACAUUUUAGUUUGUAAAUAAAAAUAGGGACAAGAUGAAGAACAAACCCUUACGGCAUAAGGAGUCAAACACAUUUAAGUUUCAACCGUUUGCGGAACGUAUAGCGAACAUCAACAUCGACAUAUUUCACCGCAUAGGCCACGAAAAUGAGGAACCCGACGAGGAACACAGCUGCCUAUUGUAUCAAUCGAUUGUGAAAUGGGACACACUAAACUUGUCAGAUCCGUAUAACCAAUUCAGACGUGAAAUCGGACCGCACAAUCUCAUCACGCUACCACAGCUCAUUCACAAGAAGGAUCACGUGGCCGCCACCCUUUUAAAGCAUCUGCGUCUUAAAAAUAUCCUCUCGAUACAGGCACUUUUAGAGAUUGUGGUGGCGUUUGUUAACGACCUACGGCAGGAUUUCUACCCGUACUACCCCGACUUUCUGCGCGUCAUCAUCGACCUGCUGAAUACGAAGGAGACCGAACAGUUGGAGUGGACGUUCACGUGCCUCGCGUAUCUCUUCAAGUUUCUGUGGCGUCCGCUGGUGAAGGAGGUGAAGACCGUCUUCGGCAGCCUGCUGCCGCUUCUGUCGGACGCGAGGCCCGAUUACAUCAACGAUUUCGCGGCGCAGAGCUUCGCCUUCGUCGUCCGAAAGGUGAAGGAUUGGCCGAGCUUUUUGGGUACGCUCGUGAAGGUCGUGCGGAGUACCGGACAGGCAAGCGAAGGGUGCGGGAAGCUGCUAUUUGAAGUGAUCUACGGUGUGAAUGGUCAGUUUCACAGCUGCGCCGACGCCAUUCUCCCAUUUUUGAUCCAAUCGUUGGAGAGCGACAAGUUUCCGCGCGAGACACUGUUCGAGAUCGUCGAAGAGGUCGUCACCAACAUCUGCGCGCGCAUCAAGGCUCCGAAAUCCGAGCCGUUUUGGAAAGCCUGCAUCGGCAACAUCGAGCGAUUGCUAGAAGCGCCGCCGAGCGAUGAGUCCAUCGGUUACAUCGAGUGCAACCUGAAGUUGCUCGGUCAAGCGGUCGAGUGUAAAGGCGGUAAGCUACUGGUCGCGCCACUUCCGCUCGUGGACGUCAUUGUAAAGCUGCUCUCCGCGGGCGAGCUACCCGAACGACUGUUGCUUUUGGUCUCCCAAAUUUCGGUGUUAAUUUUGUUGUCGGAGACGAUUACCUUACCGCAAGAAUACGCCGGUACGCUUACUCGCAAGAUUUUGUCGAAAUCGAAGAUUGUGCUGCACUUCGUCGAUUUAAUCAAGGGCUACUCCGCGUUCGAGCAUCUGAUUUUGCCGACUUUUCUAGAGCGGGCGAUUGCCGGCGGUUUGACCGCGGAUUUUCUGCAUGUGCUCACCCGGGUUGUACUCCAUAAGUCGCCCCCGUGUCAGGGGGGGUUGCGCUUGGCGUCUUGGGUUAAGUACCCGAUUGAGCUUGGAGAGUGCACUGGGAAGGUUGUCGAUCUGCUGUCCUUGGAUCCGUUUCAGGAGGCAGACAGUUAUUUAUGCGCCCUGAUAUGUUUGCCCCAUCUGAGCGGUGUGUCGGUUUCUGAGAUCUUGGCGGCUAAAGUGAGGCUGCUGUGCGAGCGAUUCGCUUCGUCUCCUGACCCGAAGACCUCCUUUCUACUGAUGGCCACCGUAGAAUGCGCAGUGCAUUUGUCGCCGCCUGAAGUGGUGGAGUGGUUGGAUUUAAUCCUCGAAACGCUUUUGACAUCGUGCACUAAGCCGAAAUUCGUAAUCGCCCUGAAAACUCUCGACCUAUACCUCACUGCGAUUUCCGAUUCUGACCGAAUCACUUUCGAUCUUCUUCUAACAGUACACAAAGCUUUAGUGGGCAACUUCAGUUCGCCUUAUCACGAGAUGCGCUUGUACACUGCGCAUGUCUACACGCUUUUCGCUCGGCUUCCCGAAUUAUUAACGAGCGAGUCCGACGCCGAGUGGAGGGUCUUCCACUUGUGUUACAAUGUCGAAACGAUCACGCCGCAAAUACAAACGUACAGGGACCAGCUACACGAUCUCGAACUGCUCUCGUUCGGCAAGCCUCAAAUGGAAAUGUGCAACGCUACCGCGUUUCGCACUUUACCCCUACGCUACCUGUGCGGUGUGUUGUACAUGAACUUUCGGCUUCUGUGGGAACCGACCAUUAACAUAAUAGCCACGCACGCCCAAGGCAUGGAACUGAACGAGUUCUGGGAGGUCUUCGCGGGCGAAUUGAAGCUCGCCGCGGCGAACGUUAACGAUCCUUUACCGUGCGACGAACUCCAGCUCGAUUGCGCGUUUCUACACGAACUCUACCGAUCGGCGUGCCGAUUCGAGACGAAACCCGGCUUCGUCAACUAUCGACUGCUGCUGUGGAAGGCGUUGGCCGGUUUUCCGGAGGUUGCCGAAAGAAAAUCGAGGGACGUGUCGGAAUUGUUUCUCAAGUUUAUCGAGGAGGAAUACAUCAAAAAUAACGGAGAGAUAGCGGCGAAAUGGAAUAUUAAGGAAAAUAAGACUGACGAAUCCGUACAAGAGGAUGCUCCCAUCAAGGAUGCAACUUUUAAAUUGAAGGGGCAAAGUAAACUGAAGCUGCUGCUGCACCAUCUGGCGAUAUUUGCCAGGGUUAGAAACCCGAUGGGAAUGUACCGCGAACCGGAACUGUUCAAGGUUUACAACGAUCUGCUGCCGCACAAGCACCACGAGGUCCAGAAGCUCGCAAUGGACUGCAUCAUGACCUACAAGAAUAAAUCACUGACGCCGUACCGCGAGCACCUCUACAACUUGAUUAACGAGAAAAACGUGAAGGAGGAGCUGGCAACGUUCAGGGUCGACACGGACAGUUCCGUCGUCCAAGCGGAACAUCGCGAACAUCUGAUACCGGUCGUACUGAACAUCGUCUACAGCAAGAUGUUCGCGAAAACGGGUAUGCGCACCGGCGGGAAGUCAUCGGGUCAGCUGCGCCGAAACCUGGUGCUUCGUUUUCUGGCCGGAUGCGAGAAGAGCGAGAUGUUCUCGUUCAUGCGCAUGACUUUUCGAUUCUACGCCAAACUGCUCGAAGACGACCUCGCGAACGUCACGCGAAAUGUGGACUUAGAAAACGUGAUACCUCCGAAACGUCUCCAAAGCACCUUGAACCUCUUGGGCAUCGCGUUCGAGCACUUCGGCGGGCUCGGCGGUGACGAACUGCUCGCGUUCCUCCUCAAAGUGCUCUUCGCAAUCGGCGCGAUUCUCAGAGGUAUCUUCGAACAGAUCGGCAACGUUCACGCCGGUUACUCCGCGGUUUUGCGCAACCUACGCGUGAGCUCUAUCAAAAUCGUGGCACGGUUCUUCGAACACUUCGAAACUUACCAUUGGACUACCGCCGAAAUUAACAACGUGUUCGCCGUCUUCGUCUGGCCCUACCUGGAUAAAUUAACGGUCGAAGGUAUACAUAGUCCGACCGCUUUACUAAAGCUCUUCCUCCAGUGGGGCGCGAACCCCAGGUACUUUCCGCUCCUGGUAAAACACCAACACGAUAACCAGGCCCAAACGGUCUUACCGCACGUCGCCGCUCUCCUGGUGAACAAAAACUCGCACGUCACCGUUCGUAAUGCCAUCAUGGAAAUGUUUGAGAAACUGCUCAGUCUCGAGUCGGAAACCGAGGAGGCGCUUGCGGUCGAUGAUCUUCUGUCAGUGGAAGCACGGGCGGAUGUGAAUUACGGCAGCCGCAUCACGCUCCCCCACAUACCAGCGUUGCUCGACGUGAUCAAGCGAAAGCUGUCGGCGAAGUUUAAGAAAAUCAGCGAGAGAGAGAUUACGAUUCUGUCGCGAGUCUCCGAACUGAUUCGCGAGCCGGAGAUUUGCGACGAAGUUUUAACGUUACUGCUUCCGUUGACCCUUACCAAGUGCAACGAGACCGAGGAGCUCCUCGUCAAGCAUCUCAGUACCAUAUCAAAUUUGCUGCGCACGGUCUCGCAGCCGGAGCGCCACCUGCAACAGUUGGCGCCACUGUUCGCCUUCGUCUCCCAGCCGGCUUGCCGCAAGAUUCUCUGCGCGACGCUGAGCGGGAUGCCCAACUUGGAUCUGGUGGAGCAGCUCAACGCUUGGGACGAGCAGUUGGUCGAUCAGCCGAAUUUCGAGCGGCGCCUCGCCGGUUUUAAAGCCGCGCGACAGCUGGUGGCCGACGAUAAGGUCGACGUCACCUUGGGCGUCUUUCUGGUUUACACGUGUUGGUACCUCAUCUCCAACGAGUCCGAUUUGUCAUUGAAAGAGAGCGCCUCGCACUGCUGGAAGAGCGUCUCCGUCGCACUGAUAAGGAAGUACGAGAAAUCGGAGCGGUUCGGUUACAUCAUGAAUGACGUCCUCUUCGAUUUAAUCCGCAGAGGUUUGAGGAGUAAGAGCAACGACGCGUGCGACGAGUGCAUCUCUCUAUUGGGACACCUGGCCAGAGAGUGCCCCGAUUCCAACGUCGUCCUGCGCGAUUUUAAGAAGCUGACAUGUAGCGAAGAUAUCGAGGUGGACUUCUUCGAGAACCUGGUCCACCUUCAGGUGCACCGGCGCGAGAGGGCGCUCUUUAAGUUCUGCCAGGUGUUUCGAGCCGAAAGAAACGUGGCGCACUCCCGAACGCUUACCCAGUUCGUCCUCCCGAUAAUUUCCAUUUACCUGUGCCAGGCGAAAUACGCCGGCAAUUCUAAAAUUGUCAAAGCGGCAAUUGGGGUGUUAAAAACCACCUGUCGAUUACUACCUUGGCAUCAGUACGAAGGUGUUUUGCGCUUUUACCUGAAGAAGUUACACGGGGACUUUGUCUAUCAGGACCAGUUGGUCAAAAGCACCGUUGCCAUAUUGGAGGCGUUUCAUUUUGAUCUUAGCAAGGGACUUGUAACUCCGGUGAAAGCGAGCGACGCUCAAGAAACCGACACUGUGGCAAAGCAAGAUGGUCAACUCCUUGAAGAGGGCUCCGAUGACGAAAUCGAUCAGCUUUUAAACACCGAAGCGACGGACGAAGCUGAAGUUAUCAAACCCGCUGACAAUUUACACGUUCUAAGCCAUUCGUCCGCGACAAAAGUUAUCAGGACCAUUCAGUUGGUUUUGUUGCCGCAACUGCAUAAGGCGUUCUCUGAAAUGACCAAGCACGAUAAAAUGCACAAGGUCAAUCGUAAAAAGUUGAGCGUCGAGAAAGAGGAGGAGGAUAUUUCGAGAAUUCCGAUUUCGCUCGCCGUAGUUAAAUUGCUGCAGCAACUGCCGAGGGAAAUUCUUGAGGCAAAUGUGCCCAGAAUUUUUUUAAAACUAUCCACCUUCCUAAAAUCGCGCCAUUACAACGUCCGAUGCGCGGCAAGAGAGACGCUCCAGAAGAUCAUGACCAACUUGGGUCCCAAAUAUCUUGGCUCGCUUCUGAACGAGAUGUCGUCAAUUCUCUGCCGAGGAUACCAAAUUCACGUACUAAUAGCGACAGUAAACUCGAUCCUCGUUCUUUUAAAUGGCCGUUACCAGCCGACGGAUAUCGAUGCGGUUCUCCUAACUGUCAUCGACAUAUGCAAAAACGAGCUGUUUGGCGAUAUCGCGAAGGAGAAGGAGGUGAACCAGAUCGGCGCGAAGGUGCCGGAGGCGAAAACGAUCAGCGGUUACAAUACGUUUCAAAUUUUGGCGCAGAAUAUCACAGAGCGUUGUUUCAUGGAUCUCAUUUUGUCGCUGCGCGAAAUUCUGGCAACGUCGCAGUCGUUUAAGGUUGUUAAUAAGUCGCGCGAAUGCUUUCGGUGCAUUUCGCUGGGUUUGGUCGAGAAUACCUUUAUUACCACCGAGUCUCUGCUUAAGUUCGCCUACGGUACCGCCUCGGAGAGUAUUCCUGGCCUGCUGGCGAGCACCGCGAAACCGAAGCCGGAGGCGAAGGAGCGAGACCUGCUCGAGAAGCCCAAGGGCGACUGCUUCAUAAUUCCAGCGGCGCCGGUCAGUCGUUCGGCCCACUUUCGGGCGAAGACCUCCACGAAAAGUAACGCGCACGUCCUUGUCGAGUUCGGACUGAGCUUGUGUAAUCUCCUGCUAACGAAGGAGAGGUGCAAAGGGCACGAGUUCGAACCGUUCCUCGAUCCUUUCGUGCCCGUUUUUAAGAACUGCCUCCAGUCGCGCCACGUAAAGUUGAGCACGCUGACGCUACAGUGUCUACAUCGGAUAUUCCACUAUGAUUUGCCAUCGGUGCGAGAAAACAUUGCGGAAAUUACCGAGAUCAUCUUCGAGAUACUCCACAAGUACGCGUCGGCUGGGCUCGGCAAAGGUGAUAACUUCGAUCUUGUUUUGGCAGCGUUUAAGGCGAUGGCGGUGGUCGUGCGGGAUGUAAAGUACCACAAAAUCGCCAACAGUCAGUUAAAAACUCUUCUUCUGUACGUCGAGCAAGAUUUAAACAACAACGAUCGGCAAGCGAUCGCCUUCACGCUCCUAAAGGCGAUUCUCCAUCGCAAGAUGAUGGCCGCCGAAAUGCACGCCGUCAUGCGGCAGGUGUCGGAGUUGAGCGUCACCUCGGAGCUCCACCACGUGCGCGUCCAGGCCAGAUCCGUCUUCAACCAGUUCAUCAUGAAUUAUCCGCUUAAGAAGAAAGUCGACUCGCACAUCGCCUUUUAUGUCUCCCAAACUAAAUACCCGAUACAAUCGGGACGGGAGUCGGCGAUAGAGAUGAUACAAACCUUCAUUAACAACUUUCCAAUUCCCGUCCUCGUGCAAUACAGCGGCACUUUCCUGGUAACACUCGGCGCGCAAAUGGUUAACGAAGAGGUCUCGGAGUGCCGCAAAAUGAUCGCGAGCUGCUUAACCGACAUGUUCAAACGGCUGCCGAGGCCCGAUUCCGACUCCCUCUUCGAUAUGAUACUCGUCUGGCUUGAGGAUGACAAGAUUCUGCACCGACAGUUGGCAGCGCAAGUCUGCGGGUUGCUGGUGACGAUCGAAAAAUCGACGUUCCAGACUCGCCUGCCCGCGCUACUUCCGGUCCUCCUGCGACAGUUCGAGAGGAACCAGAGCCAGCCGGGCCAGUACGUCCUGCUGAAGACCGCCGAGCCGAAAGACCAGGAGAAAGAUCACCACCUCUUUCAGGUUUAUCAGAUGCUGCUGAAGAUCUGCUCGUGCUGUCCGUCAUUUCUCCACGAGACGAAGACCGUUCAGAUCUUAUCGGAGUACAGUCAGAAUUUGCUCAGCUACCCGCACGAGUGGGUCCGUUUGGGCGCCGCUCAGUUUCUCGGCUUCACGUUGGCCUCCUUGGACGCGGCGCACCUGAGUAGGUUGUUGCUGUCGAAGGAGACGGAGGAAGGUUACCUUUACAGCGCCCCCGCUUCGGGUCUUAAAUCUCUAACGUUAGACUUGUGCGCCCAGCUCGAUCCCAGUCACGCUAAAACCGAGCUGGCCGAGCAGGUGAUCAAGAACUUGCUGUUCGUUGCGCGCGUCUUGCAAAGUGCUCCGAAGCAAAGCGAGGAGAAGACCGUCAAUUUAUUGUGGCUAGUGAAAUGUUUACGUAGGACAAUUAACGCGGAGAUCAUUAAAACUCCGGCUAACGUUACGCUUCGGACAGCAGUGUUUAAGUGGAUAGCGGCCGUGGUCUCGGUUCUGGAGGAUGACGCCGUUUCGAGCGUUGCGCACCACUUACUUGCGCCACUCGCGCGAGAGAUGAGAACUGCCGACACCGAUGCCGCCCUCAAGCAGUUGGCGAAGGAAGUGUCGACGAUGUUGAAGAACAAGCUCGGGAUCGAGACGUACACGUCGAUACUGGCGGCGAUUGAGCAAAGCGCGGAUGUAAGAAAGGCGGAGCGUAAGCGGGAAAGGGCCCAAUUGGCCGUUACCGAUCCCGAACAGUUCGCGCAGAAGAAGAUUAAGUUAAACGAAAAGAAGAAGGAGUCGAAGAAGCGCAAGAUGAUAUUUAUGAAGGGGAAAGGGGUGAAGGUAAAGAAAAGGAAGGUUGUUGAGUUUGAUGAUUUCGAGUUAAUAUAAAUGAUCGUUAUUUUG
Messenger RNA from Photinus pyralis (common eastern firefly), 7975 nucleotides. RefSeq names its product small subunit processome component 20 homolog. NCBI's taxonomy places the organism in Eukaryota, Metazoa, Arthropoda, Insecta, Coleoptera, Lampyridae. Gene Ontology annotation, cellular component: small-subunit processome; nucleolus; 90S preribosome. Bases 98 to 7960 code for a protein of 2620 amino acids. The record is from RefSeq and is a predicted model, not a curated record. The transcript is spliced from 12 exons.